AGAACGUAUCUUGCAAUCUAGUAACUGUGGUGGCCAACAGAUACGUUCCUCUUUUCCUCGCCCACGCGACAGAUGCUUCAACGACUGUCGCCGGCAACCCGUGUGUUGGCCGCAGCUGCUGCUCCGCCUACGAUGAUGCGCUCAUGCCUGCCAGAAUGUAGCACCACCACCAGCCUGUUGCGCCUUCGUGGCUGCUGCGACGCACUGUGUGCACGCGCUGCCAUCACAACGGUCACGGUGCUGACGCAGCGACGCUUUGUCGGCCCUCGCCAGUACUCGCCAAAAGGCUACCGCGAGGCGGCCGGGCGAGCUCCCAUGAGUUUCGAGUUCGGCGAGGAGUGCAACAACCUGGCUCGUGCGGCGCACCAGACAAAGAACUACGGUGACGCGAUUAGUUUGUACGACCGGGCACUGGCGAUGCGGCGCGAGAAGUACGGGCCGAUUCACGAGCAGUGCGCGGCCACGCUGCACAACAUCGGCCGCGUCUUCCUCGAUAUGAAGGAGUACGGCGCCGCGGAGAACGCCUUCACGGAGGCAGCGGCGAUUUACGAACAGGUGGAAGGCGAGAAGUCUCUCAAGUACGCCGAGUCGAUGGAGCUGCUCGCGCUGUGCUACACCCACCUCAAGUUUCUCGACGAGGCGGAGAAGGCCUUCAAGGACAGCAUACGCGUCUUUCGUGAUCAGUGCUACAACUACGGCAACAACUCGUGGUUGCCAGAUGACCCGACGCCGCCGGCGGAGCCGAGCAAGCACCCGCUGUCGUCGGCUGCCCACGCACUCGCCGACUGCGCCGCAUUGUUUCUCCUCCGCAAGCAGGAGCACCAGGCAGUAGUCUUUCUCGAGGAAUCGCUCGAAAUACGGCGUUUCUUGUACAGUCGGCACGUGAAGUUCCGUCCCAUGAUCGCGCAGACCCUCAACAAGCUUUGCGAGCUGAAGAAGGCGCUCGACGACCCCGUCGGGGCUGAGAUGUGCAUUAGCGAAUGCCUCAAGAUCUGCAUUGAGACCUUCGGCCGCGACCACCCUGCCACCGCGCAGGCGACUAGCAGCAAGGCGGGCCUGUUGGCCGCCAAGAAGCAGUUUCGAGAUGCGCUGCGCUUGUACGAAGAAAGCACAACCACGUAUGCGGUGGCUCUUGGCAAGGACUCCCCGUUGUUUGGGCAGGAACUGAUGAAGCUGGGUCGCUGCCAGGAGCUGUGUGACGACUACGUCAGCGCCGAGAAGACAUUUGAGCGUGGCAUGGCCAUCAUCAAGAAGAGCUUUGGCCCAGACAGCAUGCAGAUGGCGGAGGCGGACACCUUUUAUGGGUCGCUGCUGGCGCGAAAGCUAGAAAUCGACCGGGCAGUCGACAUGUUCCGCGAUGCGAUUCGCAUUCGCAAGGCGGUCGACAAGCAAGACCCGCAGCUGGCCUACCUCUACCAAAAGAUCGGUGACGCGUACGCAAUGCGACGGGAGCCGCACGCCGAGGCGUACUUUCUGCUGGCCGUCGACGCUUUCAAGCAGAAUGCCACCGUGGAGCCGUUGCAGCGCACCUAUAUGACGGACGUCCUCGACGACCUCGGGCUCUUUUAUUUGGACUUCCAACACUACGAAAAGGCGGAGAAGUGCUUCAAGGAGGCCCUUGACACACGUAUCGAGAUGCUCGGCGAGAACCACGCCACGGUGGCCUACUCGUACAGCAACUUCGCCAUCCUCUACCUCCAACGUCAGGACUUUGCCAACUGCGAGAAGAUGGCGGAGGCGGCGCUGGACAUGUACGCGAAGACCGCCCGCUCCAACGUGCUGGCCCAAGCCGAUGUGCAGACGACGCUCGGCCAGUGCUACCACCAGCAGAGUCAAUUUAGCAAGGCGCUGGCGAUGCACGAGAAGGCGCUGAACGUGCGGCGCACCCGCGGCGACACGACUGAGACGGCGGUGGCAGAGUCGCUGAACCACAUCGCCCGCGUGUACGUGACGAUGAAGCGCCACGGCAUGGCACACCGCUACGUGAAGGAGGCGCGCCGGCUCGUGUGGCAGUUCAACGUGGAAAUCACCCAACCGCUGCGAACCGAGAUUGUCAAGACGGAGCAGAUGAUUCCGCCCAUGGAGGAGUGGACGAACGACGAGCGAGCAGAGGCGCAGAUUAAAUUGGGAGGCAGUGUAGUGGCCGCUGCACCUGCAGUGGAAAAGAGCGCCUCUUCACGUGCUGAGAAGUGA
This is a messenger RNA of Leptomonas pyrrhocoris, 2193 nucleotides long. RefSeq names its product putative mitochondrial putative TPR repeat protein. The coding region runs from base 133 to 2193 and encodes 686 amino acids. The transcript has a single exon. The record is from RefSeq and is a predicted model, not a curated record. Lineage: Eukaryota; Euglenozoa; Kinetoplastea; Trypanosomatida; Trypanosomatidae. Gene Ontology annotation, molecular function: protein binding.